Molecule: messenger RNA, 2629 nt
Organism: Ylistrum balloti
Lineage: Eukaryota; Metazoa; Mollusca; Bivalvia; Pectinida; Pectinidae
Product: histone H4 transcription factor-like
Exons: 10
Coding region: 92-1933 (613 amino acids)
Biological process (GO): regulation of transcription by RNA polymerase II; anatomical structure development
Molecular function (GO): RNA polymerase II cis-regulatory region sequence-specific DNA binding; DNA-binding transcription factor activity, RNA polymerase II-specific
Source: RefSeq, a predicted model, not a curated record
ACGAAGUUCUUAGCAAAAUCCGUCAAAUCUGCGGAAAGGAACCAGACGGAAGCUUUUAGUUAGAGGUUGGAUUUGGUGGACAACCGUGCAGAUGCCCCCAAAAGUGAAAACAAACAAACGAGCAAGGUCAGAUUUAAAGAUAGCAAAGACAGACUGGACACUGCCUUGUGAAUGGGGUGACUGUCAUGACAUCUUCACAGAAAUGGAGCUGUUUCUUCGGCACAUGUCAAAUCAUCUGUGUAAAACAAAGGCAAUAACAGAGGAUGGCUACCAGUGUAGUUGGCGAGGGUGUGGCACUGAAGUCCAGGGUGAGAAUUAUGACUUUUACCGCCACGCCUACUUCCAUUGUUUCCAUGUGAAGAUCAAGUGUAUUGGUUCCCUGAUAAUAAACAAACUUGGAAUGGACAACUGUCUUCUGGAUACACACACCCUGAACUUAAUUCCAGAACUUCCUGAACGCCUCCAGUGUGGCUGGUACAUGUGUGAGGCAAUAGUUGACAACCCAGAGAUGUUUUAUCGUCACGUUGACAAUCAUGCUGACAACUGCCAGGAACAAAAGAAAUCAAAACGUAAAAACGCUGCGGGUGUCAGUGCUAAAUGUGAAUGGGAAGGUUGCGACUUUGUUGCGGAGAAUAAAUGGCGGCUUAAGGAACACUUACGGAGCCACACUCAGGAGAAGGUGAUCGCUUGCCCAACUUGUGGGGGUCUCUUCUCGGCCCGCUGUAAAUUUAUCGAUCAUGUUAAGCGCCAGGCAGAAACUGAUGUUCAGUGUUACCAGUGCUCUCACUGCAACAAGAGAUAUUCCACAGAAAGGCUAUUACGGGAUCACGUCCGACACCAUGUAAACCAGUACAAAUGUCCAUGUUGUGAGAUGACGUGUCCCACGCCUUCAGGUCUCAAGUCUCAUCUACGCUACAGACACACAAAUGACAAACCUUUUAAGUGUCAACAUUGUGAACAUUGUUGUAAGACUGCUGCGGAUUUACGUAAACACAUGGAUAGCCAUACGGUGGAGGUGCCAUUCCGUUGUCAUGUGCCAAAUUGUGACUAUGGGGCUCGUAAUUACAGUAGCCUGUCGAACCACUUCAAACGGACGCACCAGGAAGUGGAUGUCCAGAAGUAUGCUUGCCAUGUUUGUAAGUCAGUGUUCAGCCGUGGAUCAAAGUUAACUGUACAUCUGAAGAAACGCCACAAGUUCCGAUGGCCAUCUGGUCAUUCUAGGUUCAGAUACAAACUACAUGAUGAUGGGUACUGGAGAUUACAGACGGUACGCUAUGAGAGCAUACAGCUCACAGAACAGGUAACAGAUGAUUCUAACCCAACAUCUGAUCCAAAAGAGCCGUCAUCAUCAACUAAUUCUCAGUCAUCACAUGCAGCAGGGUCUGUGGAACAGGAACAGUCUACUGCCAUGGAAACAGGUGAUCCUGAAAACAAUGUACAAAAUUAUGAGGUUGCUAUGGUAACAAAUGCUGGUGAUACAGCGCCACAGGCGGAGGGAGAAGAGUCUGUGACUUAUAUUGCUAUGCCUGUUGUAGACAGUACCAAGACUGGAGAAGGUGAUUUAGGGACAGAGCCUGUCGCUACCAUAACCGAUAUCAGGAUUGUGUCUUCAGAUUACGCUGCACAUCCUAACACUGACACAAUAGUCUCAUCCUCAUCACAGCCUUUAUCUGAAACUGGGUGUGUCAUAAACAUUCCCUCUGGGGACAGGAGUCAGGACAAAAUACAGACCAUGAAAGUUGGUUAUGGUACAAAAGAUCAAGAGAAUGAACUUGAAAUGUCUUACAACCUUGAAAUGCUUGGAUAUGUUGCCAUGCAAGCUACAAACCAAACAACAGAACAGGGUUCCUCAAAAUCUGGGGCCGAAACUGAAUUACAGUCAAGUCCUGGGAAAGCUGGUUGCUAUAAAACUCUAAGGAGUGAGGAUCUGUAAGCAACUGAAACAAAGGUUACAUGAUUUGUGGUGUCAAUCACAGGAUUUGUGCUCCAGAUAGGAAGUCAAUCACAGGAUUUGUGCUCCAGAUAGGAAGUCAGUCACAGGAUUUGUGCUCCAGAUAGGAAGUCAGUCACAGGAUUUGUGCUCCAGAUGGGAAGUCAGUCACAGGAUUUGUGCUCCAGAUGGGAAGUCAAUCACAGGAUUUGUGCUCCAGAUGGGAAGUCAAUCACAGGAUUUGUGCUCCAGAUGGGAAGUCAAUCACAGGAUUUGUGCUCCAGAUAGGAAGUCAAUCACAGGAUUUGUGCUCCAGAUGGGAAGUCAAUCACAGGAUUUGUGCUCCAGAUAGGAAGUCAAUCACAGGAUUUGUGCUCCAGAUGGGAAGUCAAUCACAGGAUUUGUGCUCCAGAUGGGAAGUCAAUCACAGGAUUUGUGCUCCAGAUGGGAAGUCAAUCACAGGAUUUGUGCUCCAGAUAGGAAGUCAGUCACAGGAUUUGUGCUCCAGAUAGGAAGUCAGUCACAGGAUUUGUGCUCCAGAUAGGAAGUCAAUCACAGGAUUUUUGCUCCAGAUAGGAAGUCAAUCACAGGAUUUUUGCUUUAGUAAAGAAAACUGUCACAGGAUUUGUGCUUCAGUUAUGGUGAUUAACAAAACUUGUCACAGAAUUUCACAAGAUGCAAAUAAAAAAUUUGAGUUUA